This is a messenger RNA of Sardina pilchardus (European sardine), 2467 nucleotides long. It is a transcript of the gene rd3, whose product is annotated as retinal degeneration 3, GUCY2D regulator. The record is from RefSeq and is a predicted model, not a curated record. The transcript is spliced from 3 exons. Bases 421 to 1116 code for a protein of 231 amino acids. NCBI's taxonomy places the organism in Eukaryota, Metazoa, Chordata, Actinopteri, Clupeiformes, Clupeidae.
CCACCCUGUCUUCGGGAGCGAGUACUGCUUGCACCGGGACUUAACGGGGAGGACAACCAGGGAGAAAGAGAGUCCAGCAGCCACAGGAGGAGGAGGAGAAAGGGAGGUGGUUAAUUUUUUUUAAAGAUGCUCUCAGAGUUGCGAGCAAACCUGCUCUUACUAUUCACAUGACGGUCGAUUAGCGUAGGAGCAUCGUAUCUGCAGGAUUUUCUGGUGUGUUUAAAAGAGAAAUAUUGUUUAUCUACGGCGUUUAUCAUUUUCCUGAAGUCCAGCACUGGAUGAUAAGUCCGUAAAACCUCAAGCACAGACAUCGGCCCUAACAAACUGACCCUCAGGCACAGACGCCCCGGACUCAAAGACCCCCGUCCCUACUCAGCGUCCCCCCGCUGCCUGUCUGUGUCUGCGUCUCCGCCUGGGCCGAUGGCGUCGUGGUUUGGCUGGGGGGGCAGCGAGCCGCAGUACCGGAGCCCCCGGCGGGAGCCCUCGGAGGUGGUGACGGACACGCUGAUGCUGGAGCUCAGCUGGCAGCUGAAGGAGUGCGAGAGGCUACAGCGCGAGCGCGACAGCGAGUACCGGCGCCUCAAGACCGGCGUGGACUACAGCUGGCUGGUCAGCGCGCCCCGCAGCAGCUUCGACAUCAGCCCUGGCGAGCGCCACGCCCUCGAGGAGCUGUGCGCCAAGGUGCAGCCGGCGCACUGUGGCGCUGUCAUACUCCGGUUCCGCCAGGUUCUGGAGGAGAACGAGCCGGAGGUCCCGGAGGUGUCGGGCCUGUUCCGCUCGGUGCUGCUGGAGUCGCUGGAGCGCAUGCGGGAGGAGGAGGAGGCCCAGCGUCUCUCCCAGCAGUGGAACAGCCGCCAGCGCGCCGUCAGCAUGUCCCUGCUCAACUUCCGCAGCCGCGUCCGCAUCAACCCGUUCGGCAGCACCACGCGCCUCACCUCCACGGCCAACGGGGGCCCCGGCGACGCCUACGAGCCCGAGGUCAAGACUGUGUCCGAGGACGUGGAGAGGGGGCUCGGGGCGGUGCCGGGGACGAGGCCUGAAGGAACUGGACGAGCCCCUCGUGUGUGCAGCAUGCCUGACUUCAGGCACCAGGGAUUAAAUGGCCAUGUCGGGUGAUGUCGGAGUAAUGCGGUGAAGAGAGAGAGAGAGAGAGAGAGAGAGAGAGAGAGAGAGAAUGAGGAAUGAGUGGAGGAUGAAAAUUGUGAAUGAGUUUAUAAAAUGGAAAAUGAGUGAGAACAGUAUGAAACUGGAAUCGUGGAAGUAUGCAUAGAAAGGUAUGGAAGUACUGGAGUGUUUUGUCAGAAAUGUCCUUGCCUGGUUCCGGUUUAUGGGUGCAGAGAGCAAUAAGGACUUUUUAGUACCUCACCCCUUUUUUAUUUCGGUGGCAGUAUCACGACCACCAAUCCAAUACGUAAGCCUAACCCUAGCCAUUAACAUGUCUAAUAAUAACCACGUUGAAGAGCUAUGACAAUGUAGCUCCCAACUUUUCAAGAGAUUAUAAGGUUAUAACGUAAGGUUUUUUUGACAGUCUGAACUCAGUGAGCAGGAAUGAAAAAAAUCUCAAUAUUACAUUGGGUUGUGUAACCGCAUAGUGGGUGCAGGAUGUCAAUCUAGGUCUCCAGCUGCAAAGUUGUUGAAGUCAAGAUUGUGUCAUUGACCACAGUGAGUCAGGCCAAUCCAUCAACCAGCGUUACUGACAGAACUGUGCAAUUUGUGAAGGCCAGGAGACUGAGGCAAUUUACUGUGAAGUUAGACCUCCUGACACAACCUGAGAUUCAGUCUCCGCAUAAUAAUUUUCAGGUCUUACGUGAAUGUUUUCUUGUCAGAAAUGUCUCUGUAGCUCAACUGGUUCCAAGGUGCUAUCUUCUUCAAGGUCAUCUCAUUCAAAGGUGCAUGCAUGCACAAUGAAGAAUCGUUCAAUGGUAACACUUCAGAUAAAAGCAUGUACUGAAUAGCGAUAAUUCAAUGAAAUAUUGGGAUUUACAAUGGCCGUUUCUUUGUUUCAGACUUGAAGAAACCUUGUUGGAAAUUGUACAGAACGUUGCCUACAUGCUUGCAGUAUAUAACUGUAGAAUGUUGUGCUUCUUGUCAUGCAUUUACUGUAUGUGUUUGCCUUUCUGGCACUAACGUGUGAGAUUUGAAGUGUCUGGGACCUAAUCUGUCCUUAAUUAUUCCCACUCGUCUCAGAAGUGCUUGGAGAGUAAUUUAAUAUGUCCUCUGGAGAUAUUUGUUCCUUUCAAUUUUACAGGGUUUUUUUUUCCAGAAAGUAAAUAUUUCAAAAUAAAAUAUAAAUUUGUUUAAGCGAUGCACUUGUCCUCAGAACAAUAUUACAGUGUUCCUAAUCCUAAAGAUAUUGAAAUUGUAUUGACUGACUACACAGCUGCUUUCAUUUCAUUGGCAGAUUAAGGAAAGAGACUAAACCUGUGUUCCUGGGGCUUCUACUGCAGAGGUCUGCAUUUUUCAGUAA